GAUCAUUCGUGAACAUAUAACAUAAUAUACUACCAACUACCGCCGUGGCUAACCCAGUGUGCGCUGAACUCUUCAAGAGUAUGUGUUGUGUAGUGAAGUGUGUUUUGUGAAGAUGCAGUUUGGAAAGUGAGAACGAGCUGCGCUCACGCACACACACACAAACAUGGCGGAAGACGCGUACGGGAAGCAGCGAGUCUCGCCUUUCUUGAGACAGUCGCUGGCAGUCAGUGGAGUGGUUCUGUACAUGAUCGGAACUGGCGCGAACAUCGCGUUCCCAGGCGUGUUGUUGCAACAGUUACGCGAACCGGACUCCGUGCUGCAACUGACAGAUGAACAUGAGUCGUGGAUAGCAUCCAUCCUUGGGCUAGCCCUCGUGUCUGGAAUCGCGAUCGCCCCCAUCUGCCUGCAGCGGCUAGGAAGACGGCUUACCAACCAGCUGAGCACCCUGCCAGCGUUGGGAGGUUGGGCGCUGAUGGUGGCAGCUACUGGGCCAACAGCCUUACUGAUCAGCAGGACUCUUCAGGGCUUCGGAAUGGGACUCCAAGCUGCAGCAGCGCCAGUCUCCAUCGCCGAAUACUCAUCACCAAAACUCCGCGGCGCCUUCCUUGCCACCAUCGCCUUCUCAUUCGCCACCGGAAUGCUGUUCGCCCACGUCUUCGGCACCAUGCUCUACUGGAGAUCAGCUGCCAUCGCCUGCGGAAGCGUCUAUGCCAUAUCACUUAUCCUGAUCUCACUAUCACCUGAAACCCCACCAUAUCUCGCCUCUAAAGGCAAGUUUAGUCAAUGUAGAACGAGCUUCCGCUGGCUCCGAGGACAUUACCACGACUCCGAAAAAGAACUAGAGGUUCUACUCAACAGUCAAAGAAUGGGAACUGCGGAAACUACAGCUGGGAAGACCAAACUGCAAGUUUAUUUGGAGAUAGUAAAAAAACCUGAGUUUUAUAAACCAACAGUUAUAAUGAUGUUCAUGUUUGUGCUAUUCCAGAUAUCGGGUAUGACUGUUGUACCGUCGUAUACUGUGCCUAUGAUGAAUGAGGUUACUGAUGGAGCGAUAGAAGCGAACACAAGUAUGUUGAUGGUAGAUGUUGUGCGAUUCGUCACUUCAAUCAUGGCCUGUGUCGUUGUCAACAAACUUAACAGACGAACUGUAUUAUUUAUAGGCAUAAUAAUUAGCGUUGUAUCUCUCUUCAUCACAGCGCUUUUACUUUAUCUUAGAGACUUUGGCUAUAUUACAGAAGAGUACAAAUGGAUACCAGUUAUACCAACUCUUUUCUACAUAUUUGGGAAAACUUUAGGGAUUCUACCCAUCCCUUGGGCAAUAGCUGGCGAAAUCUUCCCGCUAGCCUAUAGGAGCUUAGGAAGUGGGAUAUCUGGUAUGUUUCUCUCUAUAAUGUUCUUUGUUGUAGUCAAAACUGCCCCGACGUCUUUCAAAGAGAUCGGAGUCAACGGUACUUUCCUGGUUUACGGUAUGUGCAUCGCAUUUUGCGGUGCUUUUUUGUAUUUCCUACUCCCAGAGACGAAAGGGAAAACGCUUUAUGAGAUAGAAUGCCAUUUCAAGGGAAUUGACUCCAGGCUUAUCGAUUCCAGUGAAAAGGAUAAAAUGCUGGAACUGGAGACCCUGGAAGAGGGUUGAUGGGGUGAACAAGAGAUUAAGGAAAUGCUCUGCCGAUUAUUCCGGCUCCGUAGAUAGGUGAGGAUCUGAAAUUAAUGCUAGUUUGAAUACUUAUUACUGUAGAUUUGGGGUGGAUGUUUACAUUUUGGUGUCUUGUGAAGGCAGGAUACGUAAGAUCUGUGGACAAUUGGCUACUUAUAGAUAAGAUCGUUUGAUUUUUUUGACUGUAACGUCAGUGGUUCCUACAGAUACCUAUCAUGGGUUGCAGAAUUUAUAUAAUCAUGCUCUUUUACAGGUAUAAGCAUAUAGUAUAUGCUUUGAGGUCAUUACGUCAUUUGAAUUGUAAACGAAAGUGCCUUUACUUCACCCUUAAAUCUAUUAAAAUAUAGUAUGAAUCUUUUA
Messenger RNA from Leguminivora glycinivorella, 2014 nucleotides. RefSeq names its product facilitated trehalose transporter Tret1-like. Gene Ontology annotation, biological process: transmembrane transport. The transcript is spliced from 5 exons. NCBI's taxonomy places the organism in Eukaryota, Metazoa, Arthropoda, Insecta, Lepidoptera, Tortricidae. Gene Ontology annotation, molecular function: transmembrane transporter activity. The coding region runs from base 164 to 1633 and encodes 489 amino acids. Gene Ontology annotation, cellular component: membrane. The record is from RefSeq and is a predicted model, not a curated record.